Molecule: messenger RNA, 1056 nt
Organism: Vigna unguiculata (cowpea)
Lineage: Eukaryota; Viridiplantae; Streptophyta; Magnoliopsida; Fabales; Fabaceae
Source: RefSeq, a predicted model, not a curated record
AUGGCUCUGCAUUCUCCGUGCACGACGCUGUUUUCUCGCUUCUGGCAGCCACGCCGUGACUCACGGUGGAGGAGAAGAAGGUAUGGCCAGCAGCGACGUGGUGGCCAGCGUCUUUCGUGGUGGCUAGCGGCGAUUCUCUGCAAAAACAUUGCUGCUACUUUUGUUGGGAUUCACCUGCUUUUUCUUAGGAAGGGAAUCUGGUUCGGAAACGAGGGAAAGACGUGGAUUAACUUGGAAAGCAUAGAAUUUAAAGCAAGAAACAUGUCUUGGCUGGAUCAGUGCACAACAGUGAGAGGAAGUAAUAUAGAUUCCCACUACAUAGUAAAUGCCAACGACUAUGAAAUGACAGAAUAUGAAAGGGUUGGGCAUCAACAUCUUCCACUCUCAUCUACUUCUUCACUUGCUCCUCGUAAUGCAAGGCACACUGCAACUGCCAUCCCCUUGGUACCAAGAUUUGGGUUGCAAGUUCCAACUCCUCCAUUAGAGAAUGUAAGAGUGAGUCCCCGAAGAUAUCAUGAAACAGCGGGAAGUAGAAGCAGCCACAGACAUCCCCAUACGUUGUACCCUUCCUUUUAUUAUUACUCCAUCCACUUUGAUUAUCCAUUACGUCUUGUUCCAUCGUAUACACUUCCAACAAAUCCUUCAACCUCUUCCUCAAUGCCCAUACAACAUGCACCAUUUGCACAUCACUCUCAACCUCUUAGACACAACAUGGACAUUCAGGACAUGUCAUAUGAGGACAUUCAGAACAUGUCAUAUGAGGAUCUUCUUGACUUAGCUGAACGAAUUGGCAAGGUAGACACGGGUUUGCCUGAUGAAAUUAUUGCAAGACAAAUGAAGACAGAAACUUAUCAACCUCCUAAUCACUUGGAAGAGGCAACGUCUCAGGAACAAGAAAUUGAUCUUUGCGUGAUAUGUCAGGAUGAAUAUAAGAUCCAAGAAUCAAUUGGAAUUCUUCAAUGCGGACAUCGAUACCACACAGAUUGUAUAACCACAUGGUUACAUGAGAAAAAUGAGUGUCCCAUCUGCAAAUCAAAAGCAUUGAAUAUAGAAUAG